AUGGAUGAAGAAAUUGCAUCUCACUUGAACGAGGAUCUUGUCGCAGACCUCCUGUCGCAAUUUCAGCGCAAGUCUCAUUCACCAAUACCUGAAGGCUCACCAGGACCUUCCAAAUCACAGCUGGCGGUAGAGACUCCGACAAUUUCUAAUAGUGAUGAAUAUGACUUCCUCCCCGGACAUUUUGAUGUCCGUUGUGUUAUAAGUGAGGCAAUAGAGACUACGAAAGAGCCUUCCUAUCUAGUCAAAUUGCGCAGUGGAGAAACUGAAACGAUGUCGUCUUCUCGACUUGAGAGGCUAAGCAACGGACCCGAAGCCCUCACACGUUUCCAAAAUACAGAACAAGUCUACGGAAGCUCAUUACAGUCCCCGCCCAGCAUGGCUUCCUCGUCCAAUGAAGAGGGAUAUACUUCAUCUGAGUCAGGGGCAAGGCGACGCUCUACUCGGGCUGGAAAUACUCAGUUCACAGAUUUCUUUAGCCGUAUGAGCAGUGAGGACGAGGAAUCUCGAUCUAGAUCUUCUUCGAGUGAUGAUGUUAUCAUAUCGGCUACGACAACUACCAGGAAAAGACGUUUAAGGAGGCGCAAACAAGUCAAGACACGUUUAGGAGGCACAGAUAAGGAAAGCGACUAUGCCCCAAGACCUACAGGCUCGCGGUGUUCAACCCGGCAGCGGAAGACACUUCGAAAAAAUCUCAGGGAGAGGUAUGAAGAGGACAUUUCUGAGUUUGAAGAUGUUGCCAAGACACAGAAGUUCUUCGGAGCAAAAGAAUUAUUUCGCAAGAUCCCAUCUGAUGACCCAUUCCGAAGUAUUCAUAACGAAAUGUGCGCAGUUUGCUACCGUAGUGGAGAUGACUAUGCGAAAGGCCCUCUUGUCUUUUGCCAGGGAUGUACAAGCGCUUAUCACCAAGCUUGCCUGGGUCCUAGAGCUACACGCGAACACCUUGUAACUAAGGUUUCGGAUGACUUGUUUGUUCUUCAGUGUCGUCGUUGCCUAGGUGUUGCCCAUACGAAAGACCAGGUCUGCCCACACCAAGGCCGCUGUACCGCAUGUGCUAAGAAAGGGAAUAUGUCUAAACCACUUCGGGAGCGCUUGACGCCAAAGCAGGAGCAGCAGCUUCGGCAGGAAAAUGAUGGCAAAGAUCCUAUUACCCUUGUGGAUAUGGCUCGUUUGAAUAAUAUAGCCAACUUACUCUUUCGCUGUACUGAAUGUCAUAGAGCGUUCCAUUUUGACCAUGUCUCUGCGGAUCAUGAAACGACAGGUCGUUGCGGAGACUGCUCUUCAGCCCGUGGAGAGAUCGGUGCAAUAGUUGCCUGGCGGCCAACGGACCUUAAGACAUACGUUGCUGGGUACAGCGCGAAUAUCAUGGAGGAGGUCGACAAAGAGUACCUAAUAAAAUGGAAAACAAUGUCUUAUAAUCAUACUACCUGGGUGCCUGGCAGCUGGGCUUGGAGCGUUGUAAGUCCGGCCAUGCGACGAGCUUUUUUCAGAUCAAACAAAAACUCGAACCCAGAUAUGACAACUGAAGAGGCAAUACCGGAGGACUUCCUUCGAGCGGACAUUCUUUUCGAUGUCCAGUACGCAGAUAACGACAAUGACGACAGCUCGGAGGAUCGAUCUAUUGAAAAAGAUAUAUCACGGGUUGAUAAGGUGUCUAAAGCCUACAUAAAGUUCAAGGGCCUAACAUAUGAGGACGCAGUAUGGGACUCGCCACCUGACCGUAAUAAUGCUGAGAGGUGGGCCGAUUUCAAAACUGCAUACGAGGACUGGGUAAAACGUGAUUACACUUAUAUGCCAAACCAACAAUCUCUCAGAAAGCACCUGGAUCAGGUCAGAAAGCAAAACUUCAAGAAAAGUAUAGUCAAAGAAACACAACCUGAAACUAUGACAGGGGGGCAACUGAUGGACUAUCAAAAAGAUGGUUUGAAUUGGCUUUAUUACAUGUGGUUCAAACAGCAGAACGCGAUUCUUGCUGAUGAAAUGGGUCUAGGGAAGACCAUCCAAGUGAUUGGCCUGUUUGCAACUUUGAUACAGUAUCAUAAAUGCUGGCCAUUCCUUGUUGUAGUACCCAACUCGACAUGUCCAAACUGGCGGAAGGAAAUAAAGGCAUGGGUUCCCUCUAUUCGGGUGGUCACAUACUACGGAUCCUCGUUCUCGCGUCAACUAGCGCAGAAGUAUGAGAUGUUUAAUGAGGGCAGCCAUGACCUAAGGUGCCAUGUAGUUGUGACUUCCUAUGAAACCAUGGCCGAUGAUGCCUCCCGAAGAGUCCUCGCCAAAGUACCCUGGGCUGGCCUGGUCGUCGAUGAAGGCCAACGUUUGAAAAAUGACAAAAGUCAGUUAUAUGAGUCACUGUCUCGGAUUCACUUCCCUUUCAAACUUCUAUUGACGGGCACCCCUCUGCAAAACAACACCAGGGAGUUGUUCAAUCUUCUCCAAUUCUGCGACCCAACGAAGAAUGCAGAGGAACUGGAGAACGAGUAUGGAAUACUAUCAAAAGAGAAUAUUCCUGAGCUUCACAACAUGAUCCGACCAUUUUUCCUACGCCGGACAAAAGCCCAGGUGCUCACUUUUCUUCCACCGGUGGUCCAGAUCAUUGUUCCAGUAUCUAUGUCCGUGGUCCAGAAGAAGUUGUAUAAGUCGAUUCUGGCGAAGAACCCACAGUUGAUCAAGGCCAUCUUCCAGCGAAAGAAUGACAACCAGGGUCCCAAACAAGCCGAACGCCAAAACCUGAACAAUAUCCUGAUGCAGCUUCGAAAAUGCUUGUGCCAUCCAUUUAUCUAUAGUACAGCUAUUGAAGAGCGGACAAACAAUGCUGCUACAUCUCACAAGCAUCUAGUAGAGGCGGCUGGAAAGCUCCAGCUCUUACAACUAAUGCUGCCGAAGCUCAAAGAGCGCGGUCAUAGAGUUUUGAUCUUCAGUCAAUUUCUUGACAACUUGGAUAUAGUUGAGGAUUUUCUUGAUGGGUUGGGGCUUUUGCAUCGCCGCCUUGAUGGAAGGAUGUCAUCUUUGGAGAAGCAGAAAAUGAUUGAUCAGUACAAUGCUGAAGACUCGCCAUACUUCGCAUUUUUGCUUUCCACCAGAUCUGGAGGUGUGGGCAUCAAUCUUGCCACUGCAGAUACCGUCAUAAUCAUGGAUCCUGAUUUCAACCCUCACCAGGACAUGCAAGCAUUGUCGCGUGCUCAUCGCAUUGGACAAAAGAACAAGGUGCUUGUGUUCCAACUGAUGACCCGGGGUAGCGCUGAAGAGAAGAUCAUGCAGAUUGGUAAGAAGAAGAUGGUACUAGAUCAUGUACUGAUUGACCGAAUGGUCUCAGAAGAAGACGACGGGCAGGACCUGGAGUCUAUCCUUCGACACGGAGCUCAGGCGUUAUUUGAAGACGAUGAUUCAGGGGAUAUACGAUAUGAUUCUGCGUCUGUCGAUAAGCUUCUUGACCGCAGUCAAGCUGAACAGGCUUCGUUUCCCAAUGAGGACGCCCCUGAAUCCCAGUUUAGCUUCGCUCGGGUCUGGGCGAACGAAAACCAGAAUUUAAGUGAAUUACAGGACACAGAGGAUCCUACAUCAGAUAACAGUGCUAUCUGGGAGAAGAUCCUCAAGGAGCGAGAAGAGGCGGCAGCUGAAGAAGCCAGAAAAGCCGAAACCUUUGGACGUGGAAAGAGAAAGCGGGUGACAGUUGACUAUUCAAAUACUGUUACUACGGGACUAUCCCCUACGAAAACGCCUCGUAAACGAGAUGCUGAAAGCGACACCGAGUUCAAGGGCGAAGAUGUCGUGGAAUCUGAGUCUGACUCUUUCCCCGAGCUAGAGGCUGAAGAACGUCCGGCGAAGAAAACGAAAGUACGCGCAUUCGAACGAGUCAAUCCCAUAACCGACCACGACCUCUCGAUGAGCGCGGCAGGCAUGGACGGCCCCACGGAGACCCGGCCCUCGUGCUUCGCCUGCAAUCAGAAUCACCCGGUCGGCUCCUGUCGUUUGAAACUAGCCGGCGUGGAGCAUUGCGGCCUCUGUGGCCUUGCGCAUUUUGGGAUCUCCCGCACCUGUCCUCAUUUACAAUCAGACACUCAAGUGGCCAGAAUGCUGGACGCGCUGAAGCAAAGUACCGAGGACCCCGACCUCGUCCUUCAAGCAAAGAAAUAUUUGACCGGUAUUCGCGGUGACCUUGCACAGCGUAAAAGAAGGCAGGCCAGUAAGGCUCCAGGUAGUCUCACAGCAAGCCAUGGUACACCUGGUGGUGCGACUCCCACCGCUGUUAACACCACCGCCACAAAGCCGCCAGUAGCCAACUUGACAGAGAAUGUACGGCUUGCUAAACCGGCGACACAGUCUGGGACGGAUCUCAGGUUCCUUCAGUCCUACAACCAGAGGUUCUGA
This is a messenger RNA of Aspergillus caelatus, 4365 nucleotides long. RefSeq names its product putative chromatin remodeling complex subunit (Chd3). Gene Ontology annotation, molecular function: ATP-dependent chromatin remodeler activity; chromatin binding; ATP binding. NCBI's taxonomy places the organism in Eukaryota, Fungi, Ascomycota, Eurotiomycetes, Eurotiales, Aspergillaceae. Gene Ontology annotation, cellular component: chromatin; nucleus. Gene Ontology annotation, biological process: negative regulation of transcription by RNA polymerase II; chromatin remodeling. Bases 1 to 4365 code for a protein of 1454 amino acids. The record is from RefSeq and is a predicted model, not a curated record. The transcript is spliced from 2 exons.